UGUCGACGCGUACGGUCCCGGUUAGUCGACGCCGGUGCGGAACCGUAUAAUUCCCAUUUGCUGGGAGUUCGCGCGCGGGAGAUCCAGUGGCUGUCCUUCGGCGGCGUUCGCGUCCGGUACGGGGCGUACGACGAGCGGGUGAGAACACACUACCCGGUGCGGCGGCAACUUGCGCGCGCGCGCGAGAGGGAAAAAAGUAGAGACAAGAGGAUCCGGCGCGGGUUCUCCGGCUCCGGCCGUUAUUCGCCGCGUUUUCUCACUGUUUUCGACGCGGGCCGCGACGCGCCGGCAAAGGCGUAAAAACCGACUCGGCACCGCCUGAUCAUCGCCUUGUAAACGAGUCCGUUCCGGCAAGAUGGCGGAGCUGCAGGGCACCCCGGUGGCACAGGACGCCCUGGCCGUGGCGCAGCUCGAGCUUGAGGGGAAUCCGAAUGCCCUGGCGCUGCGCAGGCCGUUCGACCCGGUGGCGCAUGAUCUCGAUGCGUCCUUCCGCCUGACGCGAUUCGCCGACCUGAAAGGAUGAGGGUGUAAAGUCCCUCAGGAGGUUCUUGGUAAGCUCCUCGAGGGACUCCAGGCCGACGACGCGUCCGCACAGGACCACGAGCAUGCCCACUUUAUGCACAUGGCGAUUCCGCGUAUCGGAAUUGGCAUGGAUUCCUCCGUGACGCCGGUGCGACACGGCGGGCUUAGCCUGGUGCAGACUACAGAUUUCUUUUACCCGCUAGUCGACGAUCCUUAUAUGAUGGGUAAAAUCGCGUGCACCAAUGUCCUCAGCGAUCUGUACGCGAUGGGUGUCACGGACUGCGACAACAUGCUGAUGCUGCUGGGUGUCAGCACGAAGAUGACGGAGAAAGAGCGCGACGUCGUCGUGCCGCUAAUUAUGAGAGGAUUCAAGGAUUCCGCUCUGGAUGCGGGCACCACGGUGACGGGUGGCCAGACAGUCGUGAAUCCCUGGUGCACCAUCGGUGGAGUGGCUACUACCGUUUGCCAGCCAAACGAGUAUAUUGUGCCGGAUAACGCCGUAGUUGGAGAUGUAUUGGUCCUAACAAAACCCCUUGGUACACAAGUUGCCGUCAACGCGCAUCAGUGGCUCGACCAGCCCGACCGUUGGAACAGAAUCAAGCUCGUAGUGAGCGAGGAGGAUGUACGGAAAGGCUAUCAACGUGCAAUGGACAGUAUGGCUAGGUUGAACAGAACAGCUGCUAGACUGAUGCAUAAGUACAACGCGCAUGGAGCCACAGACGUCACCGGUUUCGGUCUUCUGGGACACGCUCAGAAUCUGGCGAAGCAUCAAAAGAACGAAGUUUCCUUUGUUAUUCACAAUCUCCCUGUUAUCUCUAAGAUGGCUGCGGUAGCGAAGGCAUGCGGAAACAUGUUCCAGUUAUUACAGGGUCACUCAGCCGAGACUAGCGGCGGUCUGCUCAUUUGCCUUCCUCGAGAACAGGCCGCGGCGUAUUGUAAAGACAUCGAAAAACAGGAGGGAUACCAAGCGUGGAUCAUCGGCAUCGUGGAGAAAGGACUUCGCACGGCUAGAAUAAUCGACAAGCCGCGAGUAAUUGAAGUUCCGGCGAAGGAGAAGGACGGCGAGCUCUGGUAAAAGAAAAAGGGCCCAGGGAAAUUUCCCCGUAAUUUGCCUCCUUAAUUAUAUAUAAAUUCAUACCCUUGGAAAAUGGCACGCAUACACACACUCGACAGCGCUUUUACGUACACCCACAGAUGAAGAGAAUUGUUUUAAUUGUGAGACUCCUGUAUUUUGAUUCUCCCUCACGGAAAACAAAAUCAUAUAUUUAGAUGGCGUUGCGAGAUCUUAAUUGAUCAAUCGCAAAACUUGACAUUAAUCAUUUUAUACAGAUAACCGCGAUAAAAUAGCUCUUGUGAUGUUACAAUUAGUUUGCAAACUCCUGAUUGAUAGAGCGAGCAUCACAUCGUGUUUGUUUAUUUAAAAUACUUUUACCCACCUCUUGUAGAGAGAAUAUUCCCCCCCCCUUUUUUCUGGCAUUAUUUCUGUAUUGAUACAUGCAAAGCUAACUGUAGAUUUUUUAAAAAAGGGUUCGAAGUCGAACUUUUUUUAUACCAGGCGAAGUUGAGGAAAGGAAAUUUAGUAUCUUUAAGAUUAAUGUAGCACUAAGAGCUCUUGGAUUAAGAAGCUUCAAAACUUCAACCGAAUAGCAAUGGAUGUAUUAUAUAUACAUACGUAUAUAUAUUACAUAUACAUAUUAUAUAUACAUGUGUGUAUAUAUUACAUAUUAUAUGCAUACGUGUAUGUGUAUAUAUACAUAUGUACGUAUAUUGGGUGACGAAUUGGGUGCUCGGUGUUAGACGGUGUUUGAAAGAGAUAUCGAUGAUCGCUGAUAAUCGCAGAGAUCUACGAGAUAUAUUUUACAAGAUGCAAAAUACAAAAAAAAAGUGACUGGAAUAAUGUACCGUUAUUUUAUGUAGCAAGUUAUACAAGUGACUAUAUUAUAAUCUAGAAUGACAGUGACUUCUGCGAAGAAUGGAUAUUGUUAAAUAAAUAAGUAGUGUAUUCGCAGUUAGAGCAGACUUACGCGAAGAUCCUCGUAUUUCGGUCAGAGUAUAAUUUGAAAGUCUUAAGUAGAGCACCAUUACACACGCAAGACACACAGAUAUGGAGUCCAGAAAAGAACGAGAUUUAAGGCCUUGUAAUUGUCUCCUAGCGUACGCUUUGAAAAUAAUUCGAAGAAAGAAAUUAAGCACAGGCCCUAACGUUGUAUUACUUUUUCAUAUGAAUAAAGUGCUACUUUGUCAAUAAAA
Wasmannia auropunctata (little fire ant) is the source of this 2772-nucleotide messenger RNA. It is a transcript of the gene Sps1, whose product is annotated as selenide, water dikinase. The transcript is spliced from 6 exons. Gene Ontology annotation, cellular component: cytoplasm. Gene Ontology annotation, biological process: L-selenocysteine biosynthetic process. The record is from RefSeq and is a predicted model, not a curated record. Gene Ontology annotation, molecular function: ATP binding; selenide, water dikinase activity. Lineage: Eukaryota; Metazoa; Arthropoda; Insecta; Hymenoptera; Formicidae.